AGUGAAUGCGCUGCAUCUCACGUGAUCCUUAUCGCUCCAAUUACAUCUACGGAUCUUGUAGAACUACCACCGUGUCAUUGCUAUUUUGCCCUUUUAUUUUGCAAUUAGGGUUUCGAGGUCCUCGUCUCUCGGAGCAGACAUGGGUGGAGGCAAUGGCCAAAAGGCGAAGAUGGCGCGUGAAAAGAACCUGGAGAAGUCCAAAGGUGCCAAAGGAAGUCAGUUAGAUACGAACAAGAAAGCGAUGUCGAUCCAGUAUUCUGCGCAAGUUAGUGUAUUGAGAGAGCUGCUGGGAGCCUGGGAGUUCCAUGUAUUGCAGUGCAAGGUGUGUAUGCAGACAUUCAUGUGCACUACUACAGAGGUGAAGUGCAAGGAGCAUGCUGAGGCGAAGCACCCUAAAUCUGACCUUUAUGCUUGUUUCCCUCAUCUUAAAAAGUGAAUGAAAUCGGGGAAAAUUAUAAACUUAGACAUAUUUUGGGGACAUGAUCACCUUCUUGUGUAAAUUUUUAUAUUAUGAUCUCCCUAAUCCUCUUAUAUCUUUGUGGGCAAGUUAAUAUGAUAUUGUCUGUUUGUUAUUGAUGUUGUUGUGGGCAAGUUAAUAUGAUAUUGUCUGUUUGUUAUUGAUGUUAUUGUGGGCAAGCUAAUAUGAUAUUGUUUGUUUGGGCUA
Molecule: messenger RNA, 664 nt
Organism: Tripterygium wilfordii
Lineage: Eukaryota; Viridiplantae; Streptophyta; Magnoliopsida; Celastrales; Celastraceae
Exons: 4
Coding region: 140-436 (98 amino acids)
Source: RefSeq, a predicted model, not a curated record